Penicillium brevicompactum is the source of this 3321-nucleotide messenger RNA. RefSeq names its product EF hand domain protein. Bases 1 to 3321 code for a protein of 1106 amino acids. Gene Ontology annotation, molecular function: zinc ion binding; calcium ion binding. The record is from RefSeq and is a predicted model, not a curated record. The transcript has 2 exons. Gene Ontology annotation, cellular component: intracellular membrane-bounded organelle; cytosol; membrane. Lineage: Eukaryota; Fungi; Ascomycota; Eurotiomycetes; Eurotiales; Aspergillaceae.
AUGGCCGACUCGCACCCAGGGCCAGUCUCACUGACACGGUAUCGACCUUUCCUCUACCUUUUCACCGGUGCUGCCGCUGCCUUUGCGCUUCUCUAUGUUCACAACAAUGUUCUCUCGCAACCAUCAUCUCCGCUCCGACGUCGCGGUGCUGUGCGCCGCACACGACGAACUGAACCCGAAGAAGUGGGCAUCGUUGAAACCCCGUCAUACCGAGCUAUUACCCACCUUGAACAGCUAGAGCGACAAAAUGGGGUUUAUGGAACGUUUCGCAUUGAGACGGAGGAUGGACGACGUGUGGAAAGUGGCCUCCUUCCAUCAUUACUCGCAACUCGCGACCAACUGAUGGAAGAGGUUGGCGUGCCAUCUGCCCAUGCAGAGCGCAUGCGUGAGAUGAUGGAGGACACAUUCUUGGAGUCCUUUCUCGCGCUGGACUUUCCGUCUGCGCAUAACCUGCCGGAGGGUACCCCCGAACGAACAUACCUGACCGAGCAACUUCAACAUCGCGGGAUCUCCCAUGCCGGUAUCGAGAGGGCUCUGCUUCGCUUCAAUGGAGACGACAACUACGGAGAGGAACUGCGCCGGCGAAGACAGAAUGGAGAGCGGGUUACCCUCUCGACAUCAACAUUUCCAGAUGUCUCGGUACCGCCGCAAACUCAAGAUGGUGGCGAGACCACGAUGGACGAUCAAAGUGUGUUCUCAUGGCGGGACGGGAACAAUGACCCAUCAAACCGAGAAGGUCAGAAUCUACUCAACCUACUUUACCAUAUUGCGGAGGAUCAGGCGCGGAGAGACGGCUACAUUCACCGAGGUGUCACCUGCAACAGCUGCGGCGCGAUGCCUAUUCAAGGUAUCCGGUACCGUUGCGCAAACUGCAUCGAUUAUGAUCUCUGCGAGACGUGCGAGGCGAUGCAAGUGCACAUCAAGACACAUCUGUUCUACAAGGUGCGGAUUCCUGCCCCAUUCCUGGGAAAUCCACGCCAGUCUCAACCAGUAUGGUAUCCCGGAAAACCUACAAUGAUUCCGCGCAGUCUUCCACGAGCUCUUGCGAAACGUCUCAUGAAAGAAACCAACUUCGAAAAUACAGAGCUUGAUGCCCUCUGGGAUCAGUUCCGUUGUCUAGCAAACCAUGAGUGGCCAAAUGACCCUAACAAACUUCAAAUGGCUAUUGAUCGUAAAACCUUCGACCGUUGCUUUGUGCCUAAUACCUCUAUUCGACCGCCCCCGCCCAGUCUCAUUUACGACAGAAUGUUCGCAUUCUACGAUACCAAUGGGGACGACCUCAUUGGAUUCGAAGAGUUCCUUAAAGGGUUGGCUAGUCUUAACAACAAGAGCAACGAUGAGAGACUGCGACGAGUGUUCCGCGGUUAUGACAUUGACGGUGACGGCUACGUUGAACGCAAGGACUUCCUUCGGGUCUUCAGGGCAUACUACGCGCUGAGCCGAGAGCUCACCAGGGAUAUGGUUGCUGGCAUGGAGGAUGACUUCUUGGAAGGCGGAGCUCGUGAUGUGAUCCUCGGUAGUCAACCUAUCAGUUCUGCAUUCCCUGGUAGUAUCCCCUCGGGUGAGCGCUCACGUGUUGGCGAAGGGAAAGAGGCGAACUCCUUUGGCGAUAUGGAAAUUGUCGACAAUGGGGGAAUACUGCAGCGCGAUGGGGACGAUACCGGUGAUCGUCAUUCGGUUGUGGGUGAUGCCGCUGUCCGGUCACAAUUUGGCCGAGUACGACCAUUGUUCCCAUCUACCCUUCGUCUACCGCCUGAUGAUGCUACAACCCGCACUGCCAAUACAGGAGAAGGCGGAGCAAACCACGAGGAAAGUGACGAUGACGACGAUAGCGAUACCAGCGGGUCAGACCAAUCCAGCUCAUCAGUAGCUAGCACAUGGCCUCCAGCGGAACACAUACUCGAAGAGGAUAUCAUCGAGGCCCUAGGCCAUUACAUCCCUCCCCAGGAUAUUACGGACCCCCUGGAUCGUGCUCGUGUCGCGGAUGCGGUUUAUCAGAGAAUGCGCGAAGACGACCAGAGACGGGUGUUUGACGCUCGUCAGCGCGGAAUCGAUGAUCGCUGGCGGCGUCGGGCUUUCUACACAGACGAGGAGGAUGGCGCCACUGUUCCUGAUGGGUUUGAGACGGACCCCGCCAUUGACGACUACAGCGAUGAGGACGACCUGGAUGAUCAUGAAUCCCACCCACCUUCCCCUCGCUCGCGGUCCUCGUCUAAGGUGCGGUUCCAGGAUGAUUUGACCGACGACUACGACACUCGCUCCAACCCAUCGACCUCGUCGCGCAGCAUUCCUGUUGGCGAGCGAUGGGGUGGCUUUGAAAUCCCUGAAGUCGAAAAGGAUGUUGGGAAGGAGAUUCUCUAUCAAGUCACGCAGCAAGGAUUCAAUGAGCUUCUUGACAUUCUUUUCAAGCCCAGGGAAGAUCUUCUGAUGGAAGUUCAUCGCACGCGGGCCGAUCAGGUCCCAAGCGAGGAGCGUCUUGAGGAAAUCACCACUGAGAGGCCCCUCGACGAUCUACUUCAGCGAGCCGGUUACUCGGUGCAAAGCCCGGUUCUUGCCGCCAGCACACGACCAGUGUUGGCUCCACCGUCUCCUGGGGCCACGGUCUCGGACGAUGAGGACGGUAGCGAUAGCGGUACAGACGACAACGACGAUGUGAGGCCAACACAUCUUGCUGAACCCGAAAACAAUGACGAAAUUGGACAAGAUCGACCAUUCGAAGACUCGGACGCUGCCUCUGCCACCUCAUCGGAUUCUGAGGACGAUAUCGCCCCAUCACAGGCAUCUACCGCAGAACCAUCCGUGGAUGAAGACACGACCUCUCACUACGAUCCAACUCUCCCACAAUAUCGCCCAAACUCCCCACCAUCCCUCUCUGUCCCUGCCGAUCCAUCCACGGUGGCUUUGGAAGAAGUUUAUGAAACAGACUCCGAUACAGAAAACUUACCGUCAACGAGCCCACAUUCCGAUCUCCCUGCUCGACUUCGGCUCUCGCCCAGAACCACCUCUCUUCCCGCUCCUUCCUCCCCUCACUCCUCUCCCGAAGCCGAGGCCACAGCGCCCAAGCUUCCCCCUUCUCCUAUGCAACCACUCCCACCUCCUCAUCGUAUCGAGGACCAGACCCAUCGGACUACUGCCCGGCGACGACCUUCCAUGAAGACCUUGGCUCGUUGGUCCUUCCUGAACCACCUCGAAAAUGAGACAAAAGAACGGGGUGGUCAUGGUGCAAAACUCAACUUCGAGGAGUUUUCGCGCCGCAUGGCUGCUGAUCGGGGUCGACGGCUAGCUUUUGUGGCUAGUUGGAUUGAGAUGGCUAGCUUCUAA